AUGCGUGUGUGCUGGCUUGUGGGGAAGGAGAAAUGCGAUCAGCGAGUGAAACUGCCACACUUGGAAGCAGUGGUGAUUGGGCGUGGCCCAGAGACUGGGAUAGCAGAUAAGAAAUGCUCACGUCAGCAAGUUCAGUUAAAAGCUGACUGUAACAAGGGGUAUGUCACAGUUAAACAGAUAGGAGUCAACCCAACUAGUGUUGAUCUCGUGGAUAUUGGCAAGGAUGAAGAGGUGAAAAUGAAGCCAGGCCAAGUUCUGCAUAUUGUGAAUAAACUUUACCCCUACACGGUGCAAUUUGCUGAAGAAUUAGGGAAAACUGUUACAGAAGCAAAAAAGAAAAUACAAACCAACAAGGUGCCACGGGAGGAGUCCUGCGAGAAUGAUGGUGUAGAGUUUGUGCCCAGAAAAACAAUGAAGAUGGAGGUGGGGGAUACACAGUGCAGUUCUGCAAAUCCCAAGCUAAGCAAUACUGGCAUACCUUCACGUGAAGGAACUUCGAGCAAAAAGGAACACUCAGAACACUGGAGUCAGGGUUUAAAGAGCUCCAUGCAGGAUCCAAAAAUGCAGGUUUACAAAGAUGAAAAGACCGUAGUCAUCAAGGAUAAAUAUCCCAAAGCACGUUACCACUGGCUUAUCUUGCCAUGGGACCCCAUUUCAAGCCUGAAGUCAGUCACCAGGGACCAUCUUGAACUCCUGGAACACAUGCAUGCAGUUGGGCAAAAAAUGAUCGAAGAAUGCCCUGACAGAGAGAGUCUGGAGUUCAGAAUGGGGUACCACGCUAUCCCCAGCAUGAGUCAGCUACAUUUGCAUGUAAUCAGCCAGGAUUUUGAUUCACCAGCCCUGAAAACCAAAAAGCACUGGAACUCUUUUACUACAGACUACUUCUUAAAUUCUCAAGAUGUGAUAGAGAUGGUAAGAAGCAAGGGAAAAGUGAUGGUGAAAGGUGAUGCCUCUGAACUUCUCAAAUUGCCCCUCAGAUGCCAUCGUUGCAAGCAACACCUAUCCACUGUCCCACAGUUAAAGGAACAUCUCAAGAAACAUUGGCCAAAAUGACUUUGCAAAUAAUUAUCUUGCAGUCUGUCUUCAGAUUUCAGGCUAAAACAAAGGCCUCAGAAUGUUGGUGGACGUGUAUUUUUUGUUAAGUGGAAUGACAAAUGUAAUGUGGGAAAAAGUAGCCUGGAAACAGCAGCAUGCUAACUUUGUAAUUGUUCAGGCAAAACCAAAACCCAACAUAAAAUAAAGUGACUUCUGAAUUGAA
Molecule: messenger RNA, 1258 nt
Organism: Nestor notabilis (Kea)
Lineage: Eukaryota; Metazoa; Chordata; Aves; Psittaciformes; Psittacidae
Gene: APTX
Product: aprataxin
Exons: 7
Coding region: 1-1053 (350 amino acids)
Biological process (GO): double-strand break repair; single strand break repair
Cellular component (GO): nucleus
Molecular function (GO): single-stranded DNA binding; mismatched DNA binding; single-strand break-containing DNA binding
Source: RefSeq, a predicted model, not a curated record